CCUGUGCCGAGUGCCACGUGUGAAGGGGGCGUGGAGAAAUUGGCCCACCAGCCACCAAGUGAUCCAAGGUUUGGAAAAGGAGCUGGGAAUGACUCCCAGGCGCUCACCUAGCCGCCCCCUGGCGACCCGAGGAAGCUGUGAUCGCGGCGCCUCGGACCCCCUGGUCCCCUCGGGAAUGAAGGCCCUCGGGGUGCUCCUGGUCUUCACGUCCUGCUUGGUAGCCCCCACCCACAGCAGCUUCUGGCAGUUUCAGAGGAUGGUCAAGCACAUCACAGGGCGGAGUGCCUUCUUCUCCUACUAUGGCUAUGGCUGCUACUGUGGGCUCGGGGGCAAGGGGACCCCCGUGGACGACACCGACAGGUGCUGCCUGGCCCAUGACUGCUGCUACGAGAAGCUGAAGCAGCUGGGCUGCCAGCCCUUGUUGAGCAGCUACCAGUUCCACAUCGUCAACAGCACCGUGGUCUGUGAGUGUGCCCCGGGUCCUGGUGUUGGCUGCCUCUGUGGGCUGCGGGCCUGCGAGUGCGACAAGCAGUCUGCUUACUGCUUCAAAGAGAACCUGCCCACCUACGAGAAAAACUUCAAGCAGUUCUUCCUGAGCCGGCCCCGGUGUGGCAGGCGCAAACUCCAGUGCUAGGGGGGCCACGGGAAACCCUUGCCCGUCAGCAUCCGCUCUAGGAUCGCUUCCGGGAAGCCCUCUCCCAUCAUCCCAACAGGCUCCAAUCCAUGCGGCUCACCCGCCAGCAUCCGGCUGGGGGUACUCCUUUGUCAUUCAGCACCAGAGGGCUGGAGAACAAAGACAAAAUCCUGGCAUUCAAUGGAGGGAGACAGACCAUACGAGCAUCCACAAGUCCGUAACACAUUCCGAUGGCAGUAGGGGUAGGAGGCAAUGAAACAAGAUGACAGCAUAGAGAUGUCCCCAACACCCACCCUAGGGAGUUCCCAGGAGGGAAGAAGCCCAAGGAUCUUCCCUAAAGUCUCCCUCCACCCCCACCCCAAACCAGGAUGCAGGGCGGACUUGGGGAAUGGGCCCACAGUCCAGAUCUAGUUGUGAGCAGAGCAAGGUCUUGGCACACACGCCACGGAUCCUUGAGGCACACUCGGAGCUUGUCUUUCAUUGGCUCGAGUUCUGCCUUCUGAAAAGGCUCAGGGGAGAGAAAAUUGAUGCCAUCGUCAUCUCUCAGGAGACAGAGCAUGAGAGCAUCAAAAAGCGACA
Molecule: messenger RNA, 1213 nt
Organism: Myotis lucifugus (little brown bat)
Lineage: Eukaryota; Metazoa; Chordata; Mammalia; Chiroptera; Vespertilionidae
Gene: PLA2G2C
Product: phospholipase A2 group IIC
Exons: 5
Coding region: 89-634 (181 amino acids)
Biological process (GO): fatty acid biosynthetic process; lipid catabolic process; positive regulation of fibroblast proliferation
Molecular function (GO): calcium ion binding; phospholipid binding; signaling receptor binding
Source: RefSeq, a predicted model, not a curated record